Homalodisca vitripennis (glassy-winged sharpshooter) is the source of this 424-nucleotide messenger RNA. RefSeq names its product U1 small nuclear ribonucleoprotein 70 kDa-like. The transcript is spliced from 2 exons. The record is from RefSeq and is a predicted model, not a curated record. NCBI's taxonomy places the organism in Eukaryota, Metazoa, Arthropoda, Insecta, Hemiptera, Cicadellidae. The annotation marks the transcript as partial.
AUGAUUCUUUUCAUUCUCUGAUUCCCAAUAUUAAUGCUGAUGGCGUAUGAAGCUUACGUGAAAGUCUUGAGUUUGUGUUAGAGUGUGCUUAUUGUUAUUUUAUAAAUGCAUUUCCGCAUCGUAAAGUAAUUCUAGUUGUUUGUUAGAAAGGUUGGAGAAAAUAUGACUCAAUUUUUACCACCUAAUCUUCUAGCUCUCUUUGCUCCCAGAGACCCUAUACCCUAUCUUCCACCAGUAGCCAAAUUACCUCAUGAAAAGAAAACAAAGGGCUACAUUGGAAUAGGAAAUUUCUUGCAAUUAUUUGAGGAUCCAAAAGAUACUCCCCCUCCAACACGGGUGGAAACUCGAGAUGAGCGCUUGGAGAGACGGCGGCGGGAGAGAGCUGAGCAGGUGGCAUACAAGCUUGAACAGGAGAUCGCAUUGU